AUGAACGACACGGGCAUCUUCUGCAAAAACCGCCAAACGGAGAAUUUGACUGACUUGUCAUGUCGGAAUUCAACUCCCUCGUCCUACAACCACAUCGACAUCACCACUUUCAUGCACAUCUUCCCCUCGAUCUACGGCAUCCUGUGUUCAGUGGGAGUGAUAGCCAACGGACUGGUCAUCUACGCGGUGAAAGCAUGCAAGAAGAAAAUGGUAUCGGACAUCUACGUGCUGAACUUGGCGAUAGCCGACAUGCUGUUCUUGCUUGUGAUGCCUUUCAACAUCCACCAGCUGGUCAGAGACAGACAGUGGGUUUUCGGAAACUUUAUGUGCAAAGCGGUGGUGGUGGUGGAUGUCAGCAACCAGUUCACCACGGUGGGGAUUGUUACUGUGCUGUGCAUUGAUCGGUACAUAGCUGUUGUCCACCCCACCUCAGAGAAGAGGACCAUCCAGUGGACCAUCAUCAUCAACUUGCUGGUGUGGCUGGGCAGCUUCCUCCUCACAGUCCCCGUCAUGCUGUACGCCAAGGUUGUGCGCAGACAGCAUUUGGAGGUGUGCAUGAUGUACCUGGACGGGCCUGAGGACAUGUACUGGUACACACUCUACCAGUCCAUCCUGGGCUUCAUCAUCCCCCUCAUCAUCAUCAGCACCUUCUACUCACUCACCCUCUACCACGUCUUCAGCUCCAUCCGUCGCGUCAAACGUAAGCAGUCCGUUUGGGCUAAAAGAGCCACCAAGAUGGUCCUAAUGGUUAUCGCCCUGUUCCUGAUCUGCUGGUCGCCCUACCACGUCAUUCAGGUGGUCAACCUGACCAACAACACCCCGACCAUUGCAUUCAUCUAUGCCUACAACAUCAGUAUCUGCCUCAGCUACUCCCACAGCUGCAUCAACCCGCUGAUGUUGCUCAUCUUUGCCCAGAAUUACCGCGAGCGUCUUUGCUCCAGGAACGCACUGCACAGCUCCCAGCACUCAUCCAAGGUCACGGUGGUCAAAACGGAUGGUUCCAGUGUGACCAGUGAUCCCAACUACCGCUGUACUGUCAUCUAA
This is a messenger RNA of Anoplopoma fimbria (sablefish), 1044 nucleotides long. It is a transcript of the gene mchr2b, whose product is annotated as melanin-concentrating hormone receptor 2. Lineage: Eukaryota; Metazoa; Chordata; Actinopteri; Perciformes; Anoplopomatidae. Gene Ontology annotation, molecular function: neuropeptide binding; G protein-coupled receptor activity. The record is from RefSeq and is a predicted model, not a curated record. Bases 1 to 1044 code for a protein of 347 amino acids. Gene Ontology annotation, cellular component: neuron projection; membrane. Gene Ontology annotation, biological process: neuropeptide signaling pathway. The transcript has 2 exons.